UGGACAUAUCUGGACGUUUUUUUUCUUCACUGCUACACAUUAACAUACAGGUGAAGGUAGAGGUGUAGACAGGGCACCGGUGGUACUUACACUUUCAGGAGCCGGGAGGAGGAUACACCUCGGGAAAAGAAGAAACCAAAAGCGAGAGUCACCCCAGCACACCACCAUGACAGACUCGGACAUCAUCCAGCAGCUGUCGGCCGGCGAGGCGGACAAGGCUCUGGAACUCAUCCAGUUAGCUGACCAGGAGGAGCUGGGGAAGCUCACGGAUGACCUAGGCCGGACAGUGGCACAUCACGUGGUGCAGCAUCUGAUGGCCGGCUCACCGGACGCCGUGCCGACGCUGCUGAAAGCUCUCGUGGACAAGGGGUUCAACAUUGCCCAACUCGACCAGGAGGGCAAAAGUGCAGCUGAUGCCCUGGGUGAGAAGGCGAGAGAGGAGGGUAUUCUGCUACCUCUCCUGAAGGCGGGAGAGGGGAGCGCCCUGGAAAAGCUUGUCCUGUCCGGGUGGCGGGUAAACCUGUCACUGUCGUCUGAGCUGAUGGAAUCUCUCCCAGAGGAGGCGAGGGACAAGGUGAAACAACUGGAGGAGCUCCAGACACAGAUCAGUGGCGUGCACAGUGCUGUGAGAGAAGGGCGGCUGGAGGAUGUGAAGGAGCUUACGGCAAAGCUAACGUCCCUCGCCGAGGCUCUGGACCCCGGUCACCUGCCGCUGCUGCAUGAGGCGGUCAUCUUUGGUCAACCGGAGAUCACAGCGCACAUCCUAGAGACAUUCCCCCUGACUAUCAACGCCAAGGACCACCUGCAGAGAACGGCCUUGCACUACGCGGCAAGCUGCCCGGACGAGGGGCGGCUCUACCAGAUACUGGCGUCUGCAGGGGCGGACGACACAGUCAAGGACGUGCUAGGAAAGAGCCCGGCCGACUACCGCGCAGAGCCGACACAGCUCUCCCUCGUAGAGGUCAAGGACAAAGCUCUACGUCUGCUUGGUUCUCCGGAAAAGGCCGAGUCGAGGCCGCAGUCGUCUGCAGACAGAGCGGCCGAGGGGGAAAAGCCGAUGGCGGCCAUUGAGGAGGAGCCAGACGACAACGGGGCAGAAGCCGGGGGUCAAGGGGGUCAGGAGGCUGAGCAAGCAGCACAGCAGGAGCCUGAACCUCCUAAAACUCCUCCCAAACCAGCCACGCCCCCUGGGCCUAAAGUUGUCAAGCCUGUGGAUGUGUACGUGUCGCGUCAGCCACAGCGCCAAGCCCCGCCCCCUAGCACAGCUGAGGGGCUGUACAUCGCUCAGCAUCUGGGCACCGCCCUCACCCUGGCGCUGGCCGAGAUAGCGGAAAAGCGGCCAUGGGACCCCAUCGAGUACCUGGCCAACUGGCUCUACAACUACCAUGACAACACCGACUAUGCCAGGAAGCGCCCGGGAGGCGGCCCUCGCCCAGAAGCCCCAGCUGCCCACGGUGACGGAGGACGAAGAGGCGGAGGCCGAGGCGGAGGACGAUGACCCCGGGGUCAGGGACAGGGACGUCAACGGCAUGACCGAGAUGCACAAACUGGCCUCUCAACCAGAUGAACAGGACACCUCUGCAUUAUGCAAAUGGAGUAUCUGCUGACUUAACAGAUUUGCUGGUAUCAAAAGGUGCAAGCAUUAAGUCUAGGGACGCGAUGAAACGGACCGUCCAGUACUACAAAGAGCACAGCUCAGAAAUCGCCGCCAUCCGUGAAAGCCUCGGCAUCAAAGCUCCGGCUGUGGCGGCAGAGCCCGUGGAAGAGCAGCAGGCAUCACUAGAUGACCCCAACGUGAGUACCGGAGACGCCGACACGACAAUAGCGGCUGACCAGACGCUCAGCGGCAGUGAGCCCAACACCAGCGUGACGGCCGACACCAGCGCGGCAGAAAACGCCGACACUGCACCCGAGGCAGAGCCGGCCCAAGUGGCCACCGUGGUCACUGGGGACUCUUCCGAGCAACAAUAAGCUCAGUAACAACCACUGACAGUACUGCGACUGGGGUCACUACAAUGUACGUGGGCAAUCAGGUAGUAACUGGGGUUAAUAGAAGUCCCAGGUUGGAAGCAAGAAAUUUCAGAGAAAGCAUUACCCGGUAACAAUCUCACUUUCAAAUACGCCUCAUUUUGACUCAGCAUGAGAGACUUCAAAGGACAUUUCCAAGCCAUCAUAGUCAUGAGGUGACAACUACCUAUACUAAAAACACGUUCUAACAUCUUUGCUCUUUUUUUUCGAUAGCAUUUCUCUCCAACCCAAAGAAGAUCCUUACUGAACCAUAUGAUGUCGCCUCUAUCUGUACACAUAAGGAACUGCUACAUCGUUUGUUGAUUUAUCUACGCAUUAGUGAUUUCAUCUCUUUUAUGUUUGUGUUUGUAAGCUUUGACUGUGAUCCUUAGCACCAUGACAAAACCUCAUACUUUAUUUAAUUUUGUAACAACUUUUGUAACAAAACUUAAUAAAACCAUUAAAACAUAC
Messenger RNA from Aplysia californica (California sea hare), 2478 nucleotides. RefSeq lists its product as uncharacterized. Gene Ontology annotation, molecular function: protein binding. The record is from RefSeq and is a predicted model, not a curated record. Lineage: Eukaryota; Metazoa; Mollusca; Gastropoda; Aplysiida; Aplysiidae.